AGUUCAUCAACGGAAAUGUUGCGUGUGUUGAUUGCCAUCUGUCUGGUCGGAUUUUCGCUAUCCCAUGCGGUGCCCAUGCCAGAUGGGCGUAUUGUAGGCGGACAGGAUGCCGAUAUCCGUGAUUAUCCCCAUCAAAUCUCCAUGCGAUACAACGGAAAUCAUCGCUGUGGAGGCAGUAUCAUAACAAGGAAUAUUAUCGUGAGUGCUGCUCAUUGUGUAAACACUUUAACGGGUCCCUCGAAUCUGACUAUUGUGGCUGGCUCUACUACACUUUCGGAAAAGAAUCAGGAAUUUCCUGUCAUCAAAUUUAUUGUUCAUAGUAACUACAGAGUCUACAACAAUGACUACGAUGUCGCCCUUUUGAUUGUAAAUGGCGAUUUCGAGUUUAGUGAGUACAUUCAGCCUAUCCAAUUGGCCCAGGAGCGACCGGAGCAUGGAGCUAUUGUAACUGUAACAGGCUGGGGUACUUUAGAGGAAGGGGGCUAUAUACCCAAUAUCCUGCAACAAGUUGAUGUGAAUGUCGUGGACAAUUCCGAGUGCAAGGGCACCUACUCCAUUCUGUUGACCAGUCGCAUGAUGUGUGCAGCUGUCACAGAGGGUGGCAAAGAUGCCUGUCAAGGUGACUCUGGUGGCCCGCUAAUCUACAAUAAUGAACUACUCGGAAUUGUAUCCUGGGGCUAUGGAUGUGCACGUGAAUCGGUGCCCGGUGUAUAUGCCUCUGUUCCAGAACUACGUAACUGGAUAUUGGAGACACGAGAUCAAUUUGCCGAUGUGGGUAUCAUUGAAUUCCUAUAAAGAAAAUACCCAUGCGCAUUUCAUUCCUAUAUUUAUCUAAGUAAUUGUGAACGCAAAACAAAAAGAAAAAAGAGUGCACAUAUUUUUAUAAA
This is a messenger RNA of Drosophila willistoni, 887 nucleotides long. It is a transcript of the gene lambdaTry, whose product is annotated as trypsin delta. Gene Ontology annotation, molecular function: serine-type endopeptidase activity. Bases 16 to 795 code for a protein of 259 amino acids. Gene Ontology annotation, biological process: proteolysis. The record is from RefSeq and is a predicted model, not a curated record. The transcript has a single exon. Lineage: Eukaryota; Metazoa; Arthropoda; Insecta; Diptera; Drosophilidae.